CCACGUUGAAAGACAUCGAAUCGUCACUAAGGAUUUCGCCCCGCCGGUGACUCCUUCCACUCUUUUCCUUCUCAAACCUCCGGGGUCCGUCCAGUCUGGACCCCUCGAAUUGCGAAUUGCCGACCAACUACCAAUCGAAACAACUCUUAUCUUGAUUGAUGAGAGAAUCUUUAGAUCCUCGUCACUAAACCAAGCUCUCUAUCUUAAAUUUAUUGAUAAUUUAUUUCCUUUUUCUUUUGUUCUUCUAGCGGAAUUAGUAGUAGUCUUUGCAUGACGUCGCCAGACGUUAAUCUUCAGCUCUUUGCGCCGUGUUUGCCAUCCUCGAUAGGACGAGCUUGGCCUCAACAGCUAUCAACACCAUGAGCUCUGGCCAGUCAAACCUGGGAGGCAAAUCCCUCUCUUCUCCGACGCCCUAUACUCCAAACUCCCAACCUAUCUCGGUUCCCGCGCCCAGCUUCGAAACCAAUUCUCGCCGUUCCGGUCUGUCGAGCCCGUCGUUCCCGAAUUCAGCUCCGAGGAAGGGACAAGGGUCGAGGAAACAGCACCGGAAUCAGCGAAGGCCGCUGAAUGAGGAUGAUGCCAUGGCAGAGCUCAGGGCCGUCAGAAACACUUCGAGCCGUCGAGGCCAAACUUCCAUCACCCAUCUCCUAAACUACUCCGCCCCAACGCGUAAUCAUCACGAAUAUCCUAGAUCGAGUCGUAGACAUGCUACCUGGGGCCCCGGUUCUGGCUACCAUGUCGUUGAUAAGGCAAGGUUUGUUCAUGCCAAUUAUCGGUUUGUAGUUUCACCCACUGGGGACUACUCUUCCCAGGCCGCGGAUGCCGACAAGUAUCUCGAGUGGUCCGACGUAUUACAAAUCAUAGCUUCCGCCGAAUCCCAAACCACAGCAUGUCCAAUCUGCCUGUCGGAUCCCGUAGCCCCUCGCAUGGCGCACUGCGGCCACAUAUUCUGCUUGCCGUGCCUAUUGCGAUUCAUGAAUUCAACCAACGACGACGAGCCGAGCCCCCGGAAAGAAGCGAGAUGGAAGAAAUGUCCUAUAUGUGAGGACUCGUUCCGGCUUUCCGAAGUCAAGCCAGUGCGUUUCUAUGCCGGCCAGGAAAACCCUUUGCCGAGACCAGGGGAAGAUGUCGUACUGAGAUUAAUGGUACGAGACUCGGGCUCUACUUUGGCCUUGCCAAACGAGGGAGGCCAGGAUGUCGUCAAUUUGGGGGAGGAUAUCCCAUGGCAUUUUGCGGCAAACGUUAUGGAUUACGCCAGAGUGAUGAAAGGGACGAACGACUACGUAGUAGGGCAGUAUGAAAGGGAGAUGACUGAUUUACGGGAUCAGGCACUAGCGGACGAGAUGCAAUUUGGUCAAGAAGACGGAGGUUGGACGCAACGAGCUGUUAAAGCCAUCAACACAGCCGUGGACAAGAUUCGCGAUGAGCCGAGCGAAGAGUUAUUACAGCCAGGCAAUACUUUGAAAGCAAAGCAACCAGCCAGUCAGAAGUUUUAUUUCUACACAGCGCCUCCACACCUAUAUUUGUCACCUCUCGAUAUUCGAAUUUUUAAAACCAAGUUCGGGGAUUUCUCAAACUUCCCCUCCACACUACUCCCGCGUGUCGAUCAUAUAACUACCGGCCACGUGGUGGAUGACGCUCUAAGAAAGCGGGUCAGGUACCUGGGACAUCUUCCUCACGGCUGCGUUGUAAGUUUCCUGGAGUGUGAUUGGACGGAUAUAGUUCCUACGGACGUUCUGGAGACGUUUUCGGACGACCUAGAGCGUCGACGUAAGUCACAUCAGGACAAGGCGGCUCAGGAGGAGCGCGAAAGAUUACAGGCAGAACGCUUAGAAGCCUCUGCUAUCGGACGUAGCGCCAGGCGACACUUUGAUCAAACCAACCAGGACAAGUUCGAGCCGACUCCUACUAUGAACUCGGAAGACUUCCAGCCGCUUGGUGCCGUUGAAGGUACGUCCCCGCCAAACCCCCGACCGGGGUUCAGCCAGCUCGCAGACAUGUCGACUAGUCCGUCAACAUCGAAGACGGUAUGGGGAACCCGAGCGAUUCCCGCCUCGCCCCAAUUGGGACCCGUGCCCGAGCGCGAGCGCGAUGUUAAUGACGGCUGGUUAAAAGACGAUCAAUUUCUCGAUGCUGCUGAAAUAGCAAUGCAGAUGGAAGCUCUAAGCAUCGAACCUACGCAUGCCGGACCGAGCAACGGACCUAAUAGUGGUUCGAACAGCAAGAAGAAGAAGAAACAGAAGAUCACAUUGAUGAGCACUGGCGGCCGUCGCGGCGGCUAACAGUUUGCUGUCGAUUUCAAUGAAACUGUAUGCUUUUUGAUUAUUCUAUAACUAGGUAGGUUUGGCAGCAAUGGGCUAUUCGUAUGCGGGAUUGUUUUCUUAAAGUGUUGCUGCGUUCUGCAUUAGAACGGGACUCACUUUCUUACUAUAGGUAAAGAGCGAGGCGAUAUCGGCUAUGGCCGGUAGACAUGGGGGGUAUGGGAGAAGUCGAAGCGACGGAAUUCUCUACUAUACUCAAUAUAACUCUUGAAGCUAUGUCGUAAUAAGUAGCAAGACGUAUUUGAACGCGGUAGUGAUUCUAUUAC
This is a messenger RNA of Daldinia loculata, 2587 nucleotides long. RefSeq lists its product as uncharacterized. The transcript has 3 exons. Gene Ontology annotation, molecular function: metal ion binding; transcription cis-regulatory region binding. The record is from RefSeq and is a predicted model, not a curated record. Lineage: Eukaryota; Fungi; Ascomycota; Sordariomycetes; Xylariales; Hypoxylaceae. Bases 360 to 2282 code for a protein of 640 amino acids. Gene Ontology annotation, biological process: positive regulation of transcription by RNA polymerase II.